GAUUAUCCAAUGCCGUCGCACAAUAACAUAUUGGUACACAAUGAUGGAUUUGUAAAAGGGGUUAAGAAACAACUGAGAGCAAUAUUUGUUUUAAGUAAUUGUUUGUUAAUUUCAGGCUUGAGCACCGGAACUUUUGUUCGUCGUGUCGGCGGCCCCACUACGACAGAAUUCGUUGACGGACUGUGUACAUACCAACGUGUGUGAGCCAGAAACAGUACCGGGAUAAAUGUACAUACCGUUCUAUGACACAGCUUUAUUACUUUACUAAAUUAAAGUUUGGUGUUUGUGUAACUAGCGGUAUAGCCAGAUAUUAACGCACGAAGUAAACGGGUUUCCAAGAAGUAUCUAACUUGCUGGUUAAUUUGCUUGUGUGUCGGACUAACACUACAGAUGGCAUCACAGUGACCACCCUCAUGUUGAUUGGAAGGGCCUGCGGAUUUAGUGGACGUGUCAGGUCUUGUUUCAUCAAACCUUUGGCCAGUUUUUCUUUCAGUUCCAGCAACAUGGCCAAGAGCAAGUUUGAGUAUGUCCGCAACUUUGAAACAGACGACACAUGUCUACGAAACUGCUACAUUGUUGUGAGACUGGAUGGGCGUAACUUCCACAAGUUUGCAGAGCAGCACAAGUUCACAAAACCCAAUGAUAACAGGGCGUUGGGCCUGAUGACCCGGAGUGCACGCUCUGUCAUGGAGGAACUAGAGGAUAUUGUCAUUGCUUAUGGUCAAAGUGACGAGUUCAGCUUUGUGUUCAAGAGGACCUCAACCUGGUUUAAGAGGAGAGCCAGUAAGCUCAUGACCCAUGUGGCCUCCCAGUUCUCCUCCUCAUAUGUGUUUUACUGGAAGGAGUUUUUUGGGGAACAACCCCUCUUGUACCCCCCAGGCUUUGAUGGACGCGUGGUCCUGUAUCCUAGCAACCGCAACCUCAGAGACUACCUCAGCUGGAGGCAAGCAGAUUGUCACAUAAAUAAUUUAUACAACACAGUGUUUUGGACUUUAGUACAACAGGGGGGACUCACCACAGCCCAGGCAGAGGAUCGCCUAAAGGGAACGUUAGCUGCAGACAAAAAUGAGAUCCUGUUCUCUGAGUUUGAUAUAAACUACAACAGUGAAUCUGCUCUCCACAGGAAAGGCACCACUCUCAUCUGGGAAAAGCGAGAUGAAACCGUCACCAAACGCAUGAAGCUACCAAACGAAGAGGAGAAGGACGUGGCUGUAACUCGCAGCAGGAGGAGGGUGGAGGCACACAAUUGCGACAUCAUAGGAGACCAGUUCUGGGAGAAACACCCAGACAUCCUGGAGGACGACAACUGCUAACAGCUCCUGUGCUGCGGAGAAAAAUACUGUGGACAGAGUCUAACUGGAAUGGUUAAAGUGGACCGAAACAGCUCAAUGUUUACUGAUGUAGAUGAACAUGUGCACCAAGCAACACCAUGAUGCUUAGUGACCUUGAAUCCCCGAACAGAAGACUGAAGCCUUUGUACAAUUACGCUCUCACAGCUGUAUUAAACUUCUGUCAUAAUGUUCCUGUAAAGUUUUCUGCUUAAAUCAAUGGUGAUGUCUGUCAUGUUCAAAGGGAAGCAGAUGAUUUCAUAAUCUUCUAGCAGUGGGUGAUGAGGACAUACCAGCAGGUUGAUACUGACCCAAACAUCCUGCCACUCCCAGUCUAGUACGUGCAGCUCUCCUAAAGUUGCUUUUCCAAAAAUACAUCCUCAUUUGAUAUCAUGAAUAAUAUUUAGAAUACUACCAUCACUCGAUCUCUCAGCAUAUUUAACAUGACUCUGCUUGGCCCAAUGUUUUUUGCUGGGGUUUUAUCUGUGUGUUGGCGUUUUUGAAUCUCAACUAUCCUUUUUGUUCAGGAAGCAGAGUUCCUGAAUUUUAAUGAUUCAUGGAAGUCCUAUCUGCAAAGUGUUCAAUAUCACUUACAGUUUGUAGUAAGAAAGAGCAAAUCUGAGAUAGAAAUAAGCAGAGUAAAGCAGAAACCAAUCCCUUGGCAGGAACGAGUGGCCUUGUCUUGCAGCCAGGACACCAUUUAGAGAUGUGAAUGGAUUCGGCGGCCUGCACUGUCAUCAGUGCUAAGAAUACCUCACACACCCUGCGUACACUCUAUCCUUCUGACAUGUGCCCUGUGGCAUAUUUAUCAUCGCACUUAUAAGUGACCGGCUCAGUAUGAAUGGCUGCUGGGGCUUGAAGUGGUAGAAGCCAACUGUAUUUUGAUACUGUAGUAGGCUCGGUUACUGUCAGGUAUUAGAGUCGUAUUUUUGGUCUCCUGACCUUGUUUAAAGCAUGUAGCUUCUCUACUGUACUUUAUGUAACCAUGAUUCAACUCUUCUCUUCACAUUUUGGAUGAAAUUCUUUCGAAGAAGCCUGUCUGUUUUACAAAGACUUCUAAAAUGAGUUAAACAAUUAACAGCUAAAUUAAUUAAGAUGUACAAAGACACAUGAUCACAGAAGUUCCUGUUUUCCUAGUGACAUAAACCAGCUGUGCUUAGAUUACUUGGACUGUUGCCUACACAUCCAAUGACUCGACAUAAGGUCUUAUAGUAUAGACAGUCUCUUAGUAACCGUAACGUGUUGAGGCAAGUGGUCCAGUUAUUUAAAGAGAGCAUGUGUUUACAUGCAGGUUCUAAACUUAAGCCUGGUGGGCUACCGGAUGGAAAAAAACACAAAUAGUCUACACUACUUGAAUAAAAUUGUGCAUGUAUAGAGUUCCUGUCCUCGGUUCUGAUUGGUUGCGUUACCACUGACAGGUAAGCUGCAUUCAUAUAAUAUUGUCCAGACUGCAGUUAGGAGCAAACUAGUUGGAAAAAAAUGUUCUCUUAAGCCUUAGAAACAGCAGAGGUGUUGUCAAUAUGGAUGCAAAGCCACCAGCAUUAACAGGAACAGCUAAGUAAAAUCCACUGUAAUAUAAAAAUAACCAAUUCAGAUAAUUCAAAAGGAGAUACUGUUUUUAUGUGUUUCCACUUGUUCCAUCAAGACCUCUAAAUAUUUAACAGUAACUGAUCAAGGGAAUUUUAAUGUUUUGACGACAAGGCUAGCAUUUGGUAUAGCCAUCUUGGAAUAUUGCCUGAACAUUCCCAAAUCAGAAUAUUGGGAAGUUUUUUUUUUUAAUUCUGUUAACAUUGCUAAUGAUUUAAAGCAUUCAUUUUCACACAUAAAUAACAGGAUAGAUAGUAAUAAGAUGUUCUAAUUGGGUUGUAAAGGUGUAAAAAAAAUUGUUUUCAGUGGAUCUGAGGUGGAAGAGGAUAACUGAUGAGGCUCGGACUUGGAGACUACACAUUUAUAACAAACCCAAAAUGUGGAGUUUGUAAGACUAGUGAAGUGCCUGUUCAGAACAGGCGUAUUGAUUGGCCUGCAGUAUUGGUUCACACUCAGCACUGCACUUCCUUGGGUCCUGAGCAGUACACCCGCCAUGACAUAGUUGUGUCCCCUAAUGCUCGAGUAAACACGUCAUCACCUAACCAUGAGCUAUCUGGGACCAGGCUAUAUCUGGGAUCAAAAGCUUUCCUUCCAAAAGUUACA
Epinephelus fuscoguttatus (brown-marbled grouper) is the source of this 3518-nucleotide messenger RNA. RefSeq names its product tRNA-histidine guanylyltransferase 1-like (gene thg1l). Lineage: Eukaryota; Metazoa; Chordata; Actinopteri; Perciformes; Serranidae. Gene Ontology annotation, biological process: tRNA modification. The record is from RefSeq and is a predicted model, not a curated record. The transcript has 7 exons. The coding region runs from base 414 to 1313 and encodes 299 amino acids. Gene Ontology annotation, molecular function: tRNA guanylyltransferase activity; magnesium ion binding.